AGAGACUAGUUAUCAUUACAGGCCUAAAACUGAAACAUUUAUGAGGGAAGAAAACUGAUGAUAAACCAGUGAAUACUAGCAACCAAAAACCCUUUUUAAUUUUGAGCAAAUUUGGGGAACAAAUAUAAUGAGUUGUUGUAGUAAUUUAAAAACAACAACAAAAAGAGAAAUUGAAGAAGAAGAAGUGGGGGUGUUCAUUGAUACAAGUUUAGGAACCCACAUUGCCAUCUCUGUUUCUCCUCAUAUCACCGCCUCCCAAUUUAUUAGGAAAUUUGAGAGCAUGCAUUCAAAUUGUUACCCUCAAAUAGGAAGUAUCAAAGUCAGUGGAUUAAUGGUUAAGAGGAAGUCUUGCCUUUAUCACUUGGCUGAAUCGAUACCUCUAAGGUAUGUUUUCCAACGUUCCAAAGGAACAUGGUUUUUGUACGUGGAAGCAUUCCCUUUAAAUAAUAAAGUUUCUUUAAUGCCCCAAUCCGAUGUAGUUCAUGGUGUAGUAAAUGAAAAUAGAACUCAGAAUUGUAGAAAGGCAAGAAAGAAUAUGAUGAGAAAAGAUCUGCACUCUUCAUUUGUGGAACCAACAAGCGAAAGAAUGUCUGAGUCAAUAUCCGUUUCGGGUAUCAUUAAGAAAUACUUUUCUGUUUAUGAUGAUGAGGUAACUUCAACCAACUCAAACAUCAAAGUGCCAAUAUAUGCACCAAAUACACCUCCAGAAACAACGGAUAAAGCGAGGGGAGUUGGAACACGACUCGUUGUAGCUGCGAAUAAUCUUGGGAUAUCAACAAGUGACAAGAAACCAGUGAUAUCUCUUUGCAAAUACAAAUUUGACAAGUCAUCAAUGUUAAACUCACCCUCCCUUAUGAGACACCCUGUAUUUGAGAUUGGUAAUGAAUGAUUGUUUACUUGUUCAAGUGUUCAA
Erigeron canadensis is the source of this 913-nucleotide messenger RNA. RefSeq lists its product as uncharacterized. Lineage: Eukaryota; Viridiplantae; Streptophyta; Magnoliopsida; Asterales; Asteraceae. Bases 128 to 889 code for a protein of 253 amino acids. The record is from RefSeq and is a predicted model, not a curated record. The transcript has 3 exons.